AGAAAACCGAACACGUAAACCACCAUUCUUUUCUCUUUGGUUCCUCCUCUCCCCUCUGCGACUCGCUGAACCAAUGGAACAACAACAAUGAUUUGCUUGCUCUGUUGGAAAUAAAAAGGUUUAGGGGAUUUAUACUUGGAACAAGUAUUUCAACUCUGAUUGGCGCGUGGGCCCAUCCUUGAGCUAUAAUGAUGCUUAGUAGUAGGUUGUCAAGGCGUUGCUACUGCACUUGUGUUCAUCAGCCAUGGCUGUUUCUCGGACUGGGAAAUCCUGGCGACAAAUACAAUGGCACUAGACACAAUAUUGGGUUCGAGAUGAUUGAUGUCUUUGCUGAGUCAGUUGGGAUUCAGAUGAACCUGCUUAAUUUCAAGGCUAUAAUGGGACAAGGUCUCGUUGGCGAUGUCCCUGUUAUCCUGGCAAAGCCUCAAACCUACAUGAACUUGAGCGGUGAAUCAAGUGGACCUCUCGCGGCUUAUUACAAGUUACCUCUCAAUCGUGUGCUUGUGGUACAUGAUGACACACAAUUGCCAUGUGGUGUUCUUCGCCUUCAAGAAAAAGGAGGUCAUGGAUGUCACAACGGGUUAAAGUCAGUAAUGCACCAUUUCCGAGGCAACAAGGAAUUUGCAAGGCUACGAAUCGGGAUUGGGAAGCCUCCGGGACAAAUGGAUCCAAAGGCGUUCUUGUUGCAGAAGUUCAGCAUGCUAGCUCGUGAACGGAUUGAUGGAGCUUUAGUAGAAGGUGUGGAAGCUCUGAAGCUGGUCUUGUCUAAAGACUUUGGAGAAAGCUGGAGGUUGUUCAACGUGGAACAGAAGUACAAACACUUAAGGCAACACACAAUAAUUGCACCUUAGAGACCAAAUUGCUCUCCUCCCAAUCCAGUGUAGCUUUACUGAUAAGAAUAGAAUAUAGAUGAGAUAUGAUUUUAGAAUCAAAACAAAACAACGAUCAUUUGAAAAUGACUUGAGAGGACGAAAGUACUCUGUUGUAAUCCUCUCUCUUCCCAUGUUUUCAAGUUCUUAAGAUCAGUAUCAGUAGCAAUUACAACUUCAAGUACGAAUUAUACUUUUUCUUGAUUACCAAAGCUGACUUUUUCCCGUCCA
This is a messenger RNA of Raphanus sativus (radish), 1100 nucleotides long. RefSeq names its product peptidyl-tRNA hydrolase, mitochondrial. The transcript is spliced from 9 exons. The record is from RefSeq and is a predicted model, not a curated record. Gene Ontology annotation, molecular function: peptidyl-tRNA hydrolase activity. NCBI's taxonomy places the organism in Eukaryota, Viridiplantae, Streptophyta, Magnoliopsida, Brassicales, Brassicaceae. The coding region runs from base 189 to 851 and encodes 220 amino acids.